GUGUGUGUGUGUGUGUGUGUAUUAUUAUUAUUAUUAUUAUUUUUAUUCUUAUUAUUCCAGGAGCAAAGUUUUGAAUGUUCUUCCCAUGGUCAGGUGGGUUUUCUGUAGAUGCUCAAGUUUCCUCCCACAGUGCAGAUUAAUUGGUGGCUGUAAAUUGUCCUCGUAGGGUGUGUGAGCGAAUGAAUGUGUGUGACUGCCCUGUGUUUAUCUGCAUCCUGGGUGUACCCUGCCGCACACCUUAUGUUUCCAUGAUAGACUUUAGACCACCACAAUUAUGCAUUUUGUACAAAUGAAUGAAUGAAUGAAUGAAUGAUGACUGAAUGGUGAUCUUGGAGACUGGGUUGCACCCGCUUCAUUACACACCCUGCCUGUAAAUAAUGCUUAUUACAUUUUAUUUUUCCACUGCAAUAGCUUUGGCAUCAAGUCGGUUGCGGACCUAAAAACACAGAAAACUACUACCCCCAGAAGACCCGCGAAGGACCCUGCAACGUCAUCACGGCGCGUGUUGCCUUCAGCGAAGACGUCAUCGUUAGUCGAAGGUGAAAACGGCGGCUCCGCACGUCCCACGUGACCCGACGUUCGAACCAUUCAAAGUCACGCAUAAUUGGUGUGCGCAAACCUGUUGACGGUGGGCGGGACAAAUGUCACGGAUUCCAUCUAAUACGUUCUGAUUAAUGGGUUCCGCUGGCAUGAUGUUUUCGCUACUGAUGUUUUUGUAUGUAAAGAGUCACACUGUAGGUGCAGAAAUAAAAAUAUCUGACGAAAGAGAGCGGUUAUUGAGGCGGCUCGGGGAGGCUAGGUCCGCCAUAAUGUGAGUGCGCAUGCGCACGCAGGUUUUGCGCCAGCUCGUUCGAGGGACGCGGCUCGCGCUGUCGCUACCGAGAAGCGGUUUGUUUCCCCCCCCCCCUUCUCACUACAACAAAAAGGCAGUCCGUUUCCUGCCGGUUCGUUUCGGCCCCUCAUCACCGCUCCGGGCCCCGCCGCUCACCGCAUGACGGAGGCGCCAUGCCGGGAGGCGAGGGUCCCGCCGCUUCGCUCAGCUGCCCAUCGCAUCGACCGGCCACGGCCGCCGGACGAGCGGCGGCCGCCAUAGGAUACUAGACUAGGCCUCGGUGGGACCGUCGACUGGACGCGACCUCCCCGGAGGACUGAGGUCGGAGCGACAGGAGACCGUUAGCCUAUAGCCGCCAUCCAGGAGCUGUUGUCUCUUCGUCGAGAAAGCCUGAAGGGGCUUUGCCGAGAGAACGGAGCGGCCGGCGGACGCCGUAGUCGAUGUGGGACACGAUGGAGAGCGCGAGCGCGGGACUCGUGGAGAUCCAGUCGCUGCUCGCGCCGCCGCGCGCCGCCGCCCAGGGCGAGGAGGAGGAGGAGGAGGAAGAGGAUGAGGAGCAGCAGCGGCAGCAGCAGGGCGCGCGCGGGAGCCGCAGGUCAGACACGCGACCCCGGCGGAGCGGCAGGAUCGCAGCGCGCGAAAGUUGCGCGAGCUGCGGGGAAGGAGGCGACCUGCUGAGCUGCGACCGCUGCCCCGCCGCCUUCCACCUGCGCUGCUGCAACCCACCUCUGAGCGAAGAGAUGCUGCCCCCAGGGGACUGGAUGUGUCAUCGCUGUGUGGCGCGCAGGAAGAAGCGGGAGCAGAGGAAGGACCAGAUCAACGGCUUGUUGGAGUGUCGGAUGGUCAAGCAGCUAUCGCCCCCGGUGGCAGAGCUGGGUGCUGUGCGACUAGAGGGGGCAGGGCUACAGGCAGUGGCCCAGGUGCGCUUCUUGGAGCGGCCCGGCACACCGGCCUCCAGCACCUCUACUGACACGGCUACGCCCUCGGAGCCGAACGACGCAGACGAAGAGGACCUGCUGGACGCGGAGGACGAGGCCCCCGGCUCGGACCCAGAUGCUGACGCAGACGGUCCCGGGUCACACCUCAGGAGGCCUUUUGAGCUCCUCAUCGCUGCCGCCAUGGAGAGGAACCCCACACAGUUCCAGCUCCCUGGCAGCUUCACAUGCACAACCUCGCUUCCAGGAACCACUAAGCGGAGGAGGAAAGAGGAGGCAACGGGGAGGAACGUAAAGAGGAAAAAACGUGAGCUGGACCCCAAUGGGCUGGACCCAUUGCCAGUGAAGGUGUGCUUCUCCUGUGGCAGGGGCUGCAGGCUCGCCCCACUGAUCCAGUGUGACCUCUGCCCCCUCCUGUUCCACAUGGACUGCGUGGACCCCCCGAUGACAGCCAUGCCCACCAGCAGCUGGAGGUGCCCCAACCACAAAGAACACGUCUCGCUGAGCAAGGCGGACUCGACCCAAAGCAGUCGCUGCCAGCUAUUCGACCACUUCCAGGACAUGGUGUCGCAGAAUGCCAUCAAGUUGGACUUCCUGCAGCGAGCGUAUCAACGGCGCCCAUCAGACCUCGGCAGGGUGCAGCCUCACAGAACACGAGUGCUCAAGGUCCCUGAUGCUGUCAAGUGCCAAUACAAAUGUCCCUCGGCCCUAAACGCCCCCAUGGGAGUGCGCAGCGGAGAGCUCAUUUGUAACAGUGUAGAUGAGACAACCCAGCUGUCGUCUCCGCGCUGCACCAGCAAGGCAGAGCAGCGAGAGUGGCUGCAGGAUAUCGUUGCUCUCCAAUGCAGCAUCGUACAACAUUUAUCUGCCAAGCAGAUCACCCCCUUAGUUUCGGACUGUCACCAGGUCAGCCGGACCAAUGUCAAGCCUUGCGUGGACCCACAGGAGACUGGCUCUUUAUGUCCCCCAGAGGGGGCAGCGUCAGCAAUCUCCUACCCCAAGCCCUGUCAUACCCCUGCUAGUCCCCAGGGGGCCUCACUGCUGAACUCUCUUAGCCACUCUGAAGAGCCAGAAAGAAGCUGCUGUUCACCUGUGGAGACAUCCUGUUUGCCAAGCGGAAGCCCGAACAGACCCCUGGGGUGCAGCAGGGACCCUGACGUCAGGCACCCGCAGGAGCUGCAGCAGAGACUGGCUUCUCCAGCCAGUAGUUUGGUGAAGAUGGAAAACGAAGCUGCUGGCACCCCCUGUCUGGCUCGAGGGCAAACUUGUGUGCUAAGCAGUCGCAGUGUUUCCUCGCCAACUGUGGCGACCUGCACCCUCGCCCCACCCAGAGCCACCCAAGACAGCAGUACAUCUGCCAAGCCUCGUUCCUCAACAUGUGCUGCAGGUAGAGUGGUGGGCUUGUGCGGCAUGUCUCCCAGUGGAGAGUCCUCGUUCCCAGGCCUGCUUUCCUCACACGCAGGGCGCAUCGGCAGCUGUGUGAAGGCAGUAGUCGACGGAGACGGGGAUGUGGAGCUCAGCCAGCUGGAUGAGCGCUUUGUUCGUCUUUUGGCCUGGCAGAGGAUCCAGCAGCUUUUCCACAACAAAGGCAGCCCUGCUCUGGAUGGCUGUGCAAGAGUGCCCUCAACCCCACAAGCUGCAGUGCAAAGGUCCCAGGUACGAGCACGAGCAGCCUUCUACCCCCUCACUGGGAAAGGAGGCGCUGUCAACAUGUGCUACAGGACGCUCUACAUUGGAACAGGUGCCGAUAUGGACGUGUGUCUAACAAACUACGGCCACUGUAACUACGUGUCAGGAAAACACGCGUGCAUCUUCUACGAUGAGAACACAAAGCAUUACGAACUGCUGAACUACAGCGAGCACGGGACAAUGGUGGACAACGUUCUGUACUCCUGCGAUUUCUCGGAGAAGACGAGCCCAGGCCACUCCAGCAGCGUGGUCACCAAAGUACAGAACAUAAUCAGGCGCUGUAGGGAGCAGGAGGUGGAGCUGGAAGCAGGCGGUGCCAUGAGCACAGGGACGGAACCGGCGAAGCCCAGGGGGGUGACGAGCGGCUGGCCCCAGAGCGGACUCCAAGGCAGUCCGUGGACCCCGUGCAACUGCAAGGCUAGCGGUUCCAGCCGGCUUUUUGAUGGAGGGGCGGGGUGGGAGGGCACAGCUCUGCUGCACCACGGCAGCUGUGUCAAGGUGGGCUGUUUGCAGUUUGUGUUCAGCGUGGUGGAGUUUGCCCCAAAACCCCCCGGGAAGGACGGUCGCAACAGAGAGACGCGGGAUACUGCCGAGUCGCUUGAGCUCCACCAGCCUCCCGCCCUCCUCUCUGGCAACAGUUUUCAAUGACUUUGACCUUGUACAAUUAUUUUUGUUUUUUUUUUUUUUUUUUAUAGCAUUCAUAGGAAAGUAUUGCAUGAAGUCAAUUAUUUUGAGGCUCAAAUGUCCUGGGAUAGUUGC
Messenger RNA from Scleropages formosus (Asian bonytongue), 4215 nucleotides. Its product is annotated as PHD finger protein 12-like. The transcript has 15 exons. Bases 1273 to 4104 code for a protein of 943 amino acids. Gene Ontology annotation, molecular function: protein binding; transcription corepressor activity. Gene Ontology annotation, cellular component: nucleus; Sin3-type complex. Gene Ontology annotation, biological process: negative regulation of transcription by RNA polymerase II. Lineage: Eukaryota; Metazoa; Chordata; Actinopteri; Osteoglossiformes; Osteoglossidae. The record is from RefSeq and is a predicted model, not a curated record.